Messenger RNA from Pocillopora damicornis (cauliflower coral), 2729 nucleotides. RefSeq lists its product as uncharacterized. Gene Ontology annotation, cellular component: cytosol. Gene Ontology annotation, molecular function: calcium ion binding; calcium-dependent phospholipid binding. The record is from RefSeq and is a predicted model, not a curated record. Gene Ontology annotation, biological process: glycerophospholipid catabolic process. Lineage: Eukaryota; Metazoa; Cnidaria; Anthozoa; Scleractinia; Pocilloporidae.
UACCUUAGAUAAGGCCGAUAUCCUCCUCCAUAAUUGAAGAAUGGCGAGAAUUGGAGUUGCUUUUUCCGGUGGUGGUAUUCGGUCAGCGUCAUUAUGCUCGGGUGUCCUGCGCAGACUGCUGCAGAAGAAGGUUAACAUAGAUUACCUAAGCUGUGUCUCAGGGGGUGGUUACACAGGCACUGCAUACCUUGACUGGAAAUACCGACAUGGAAAGAAGGACGACCCCGAGUGGCACAAACAGUUCUUCGAGAACAUGCGCAAGAGAAGUGGCAUCUUUUGCAACUGGAAGAAACCCUGCCAAGGAAUCUUGGAUUCCAUUAUCUUGUCCACCAUGGUGAUAUUUGUGGCUUUCAUUAUUCCAAUUCUUCUUUGGACCUCCUACGCAUGCCCACUAGCCUUUGUAGUUGAUUUCCUGUUUGGACGUAUUCUGAGAGGAGGAAGCAAGCCAUGCAAAAAACUCGCCAAGCGCGAUCCUAAAAUAUCAUUGAAGGAAUGCGAACUUGAACGCCAUGCAUCUCCAGAGGUGGUAAAUCAGCAAUUUAUCCUUUUUGCAGUUCCUGUGGCGGUUGCCAUUGUUUGUGGAGUAGUAAGAAGUAUGAUCCCAAAAGGAAAAGGAUUCUUCAAUUUCCUCAUCAUGUCAUGUGUCGUGUUCUUCGGCCUGGUGUUCAUUCCGUGGUUCAUCGACAAUUUUCUGGCUUAUAUUCCAAAUUGGAUGAAGAUCCUCAUCAUUUUGCCGACUUUUAUUGUGUGGUCUUCGUUCCCGCUCAUGCGCAAAAAUGCCACGCUGAUGUUGGUAAUUUAUUUCUACUCCUUCGUAAUUUACUGGAGGGUAUUCAAUGGAAGAGUGUUGGAGAUAGAGUACGAUGAUGAAAUAUUUUUUAUGCUGCUGGCGAUUUCAACCCUCUUUCUAUGGAGUGCGCCGAUUAUUGGUACAGUACAGCAACGUAUAGGUCACGUGUACAACAGAUGGCGCAUUCAAAGAGCACUCUACACACCAGCAAGCGUCGGUUGCUGUGGUUGUACUGGGAUCUCAUGGCGCGACCUUUUUCUUCGCUGUCCGAAGUGUCCACGCUCCAGGCCACGAGAAAUAAAUAUUUCCACAGCUUUGACACUAGAGGACCUUGAUGAUGUGAAGCCAAUUUACAUAAGCGGUAUCACCAUAAACAAAUGGAGACGGACUAACUCCCCCAAGGAGCCAGAUUAUGAACUAUUGAUGAUGACACCUCAUGGGAUUGAACGACUUGAUCGGCCACCCAAUGAACGUGAGUUUGAUGGUAAACUUAUGCCUGUGGACAUUUACCUGUCAGAUGCCAUGGCAACGUCAGCUGCUGCCGUGGAUCAUCAUAUGGGAGCGAGGGAGAGUGAUGACGCGUCCUUUAGAGAUUUAAAGGUUAUUCUUGGAGUUUCCAUGGGAACGGCCAUUGUUUCAGACGAGCGACACGAAGGAAAAAGAAAUUGUUGUAUUCAGUUCUUGCCUCUCCUUGUUGAGGUAAUCCGGAUCCUUCCUUUGGUGCUGUGUCUCAUUAUAUUUUGGCACACUGACCAGCGACGUUACUUAGCCUAUGGCAUACUGAGUUUCUUUGCUAUACUUGUGUUGCUCACAUUGACUGCGCUCGUACCAACCGGCGGAAGUAAGCCUGGAAGGCUUGAGAGAAUCGCCAGAAUGGCGACGGCAAAACCAAAGUUGGCGAAGGUGAAAUUUUGUUCAUUGCGCCUAGACACCCAAAUAAAACCGCACAAAAGAAGACUUUUGAUUCCUGGGGAGAGGUUUUGCGUGACAUUGAUGUUGAUCUUGAGGCUGGCCACUGGGGACCUGGGCCGGAGCUAUCGGCGGAAGAGGUGGACCGUUUGACCUUCUGUUGCUGCGAAUGUUGCCAUGGUAACACGUGCCGAGGAUUGUCAGAGUGGAUGUGUGGGGCGUUUCCACAGCAUUCCACUGGGAAUCAGUUCUUCACACAAGCCAUGUUUACCAGCUAUCACAGGGAAGGCUAUCGCGCAUGCAUGGAGGCAGAAGCUGCUGAAUUCCUCCUUGAAGGCCAACGACCGGAGUCUGCAGCCACUGCAUUUUCUUCGAUAUAAACGGAAAAACGGCUUUGUCUCCGCGCUCUUGAAGUUACCCUUAACAGCCAGGCGAAGGCAGUGUGGUGUCAAAUUGAUAGACAUAUAUAAAGUAUAAGUUAUUAACAUUUCGUUAUCGUUUUUGUGUCCCAUUAUAUUUAGACGUAUAGUUUUUGGAUUUAAAUGUAAAGUUUAAUCCAACAUUUUCUAUCAGCAUAUUAGAUCAUGCAAUAUUAGUGAGGUGUGCGUUCUGAUAGGUGGAGGGAUAUAUCAUUUCUUAUAAUAAUCACGCGGCACAAGGUGAUUACAAUACUGACGAUUAAUUGGUAGAAUGUUUUGAUUCAUAUGUAAAAUACUCGUGAUAGAGAUGCAAAAUGAUAUACCAUAUCUCAACUAAUGAACCAUGACGAAGAAAAACAUCAUAACAGUCAAACUGUCAAAAAGGUUUCUUUCUAUAUCUCAUUAUUCGUUGAAAAUUAAAUAUUCAAGCAAUCAGAGCUGUUGAUAUCUCCUGCACUGAAUCAAUCACUAAAACACAAAAAAUAUAUUGAAAGCAAGAUUAACAUUGUAGUUAUAUAUUAUGAAAUAACAGAAUCUUUUUUUCUGAUGUUUUGAAGGCCUUUCUUACUUUCUUCCAUCUUUAACCAUUAAAAGCAGCCAAAUGAAAAACA